CCCACCUUACUGGCUCCAUCUAUAUAUAGAAAGCAGAGCAUUACAAGCUUCACAAUCCAUACCCUUUCAUCUUUAUUUCUGAAUUUGCUUCCUUUCCUUCUUCCAUUAUUUUUUCUCGUCAAAGUUCUCAACUUUUAAGUCUUUUUCAGGAUGGGCAGUACUGACGGAACCAGCUAUGGUGCUUACACCUAUGAUGCUCUGGAGAGGGAGCCUUACUGGCCAUCUCAGAAACUCCGGAUUUCCAUCACUGGUGCCGGCGGGUUCAUUGCUUCGCACAUUGCUCGACGUCUGAAGAGUGAAGGCCAUUACAUCAUUGCUUCUGACUGGAAGAAGAACGAGCACAUGACAGAAGAUAUGUUUUGUAAUGAAUUCCACCUCGUUGAUCUUCGAGUCAUGGAGAAUUGCUUGAAAGUUUCCAAAGGAGUGGACCAUGUCUUCAACCUCGCUGCCGAUAUGGGUGGGAUGGGUUUCAUUCAGUCAAACCACUCUGUCAUUAUGUACAACAACACUAUGAUCAGUUUCAACAUGCUUGAGGCUGCUAGGAUUAGUGGAGUUAAGAGGUUUUUCUAUGCCUCGAGUGCUUGUAUCUACCCUGAAUUUAAGCAGUUGGACACUAAUGUGAGCCUGAAAGAAUCCGAUGCCUGGCCUGCUGAGCCUCAAGAUGCUUAUGGCUUGGAAAAGCUUGCAACCGAGGAGUUGUGCAAGCACUACACCAAAGAUUUUGGAAUCGAGUGUCGUAUUGGAAGGUUUCACAACAUUUAUGGUCCUUUUGGAACAUGGAAAGGUGGAAGGGAGAAGGCUCCAGCUGCCUUUUGCAGGAAAGCUAUUACUUCCAUUGACAAGUUUGAGAUGUGGGGAGACGGUCUUCAGACCCGAUCUUUCACCUUCAUUGAUGAAUGUGUCGAAGGUGUACUUAGAUUGACAAAGUCAGAUUUCCGCGAACCUGUGAACAUUGGAAGUGAUGAGAUGGUCAGCAUGAAUGAGAUGGCAGAGAUUGUUCUUAGCUUUGAGGAUAAAAAUCUUCCAAUCCAUCAUAUUCCUGGCCCAGAGGGUGUCCGUGGUCGUAAUUCAGACAAUACGUUGAUCAAAGAAAAACUUGGUUGGGCUCCUACAAUGAGGUUGAAGGAUGGGCUGAGAAUUACUUACUUCUGGAUCAAGGAACAAAUUGAGAAAGAGAAGGCUCAAGGCAUAGACCUAUCUGUCUAUGGGUCAUCCAAGGUCGUCGGAACUCAAGCACCAGUCCAGCUGGGCUCACUUCGUGCAGCCGAUGGCAAAGAAUGAAGAAGUAAAGGUCGUGUAGUUGCUUUAAAGCCAAGUUUUGUUGGCAGAUGGGGGAAAUGCAUCAACCAGUUUCAGGUUUUGUAUUUAAUUUUGGUAUUGUAGUGUGUGUACUGUUGUUUAAAGGGGGUUGUAUUCGAAGUUAGCUUUCCAUGAUAAGCUGCUGUUGUAAGAUGAUAUGCAAGGCUUAAAUAAAUGCCAUUUCGAUUCCUAA
Gossypium arboreum is the source of this 1492-nucleotide messenger RNA. RefSeq names its product GDP-mannose 3,5-epimerase 2. Lineage: Eukaryota; Viridiplantae; Streptophyta; Magnoliopsida; Malvales; Malvaceae. Bases 151 to 1281 code for a protein of 376 amino acids. Gene Ontology annotation, molecular function: GDP-mannose 3,5-epimerase activity; NAD binding. The record is from RefSeq and is a predicted model, not a curated record. The transcript has 7 exons.